UGUUUCAUAAAUGUUAAAUGUUGCAGUUGUGUAAGGUGCAUAGCACUGAACACAUUUGAUGAAACACUGAAUUGUGAACAUACAGCUCACUGCAGAGGCAUUACAUUUGUGCAUCUCUAUUCACUGACGCGGUUUUAGUGAUGUUGGGUUCAGGAGUGCUGCUCGUCCUGCUCAUGGUGUGGCAUCGGUCCGAUGGCCAGAACUCUGAGUCUAUGUUCCAGGUAGUAACACAGACCAUGCUGCCACCUGACAGCGUGCACAACCCCACACAGCUCAACUACGGCAUGGCUGUGACUGAUGUGGACGGUGAUGGAGACCUAGAAGUGGUGGUUGCCGGAUACAACGGUCCGAAUCUGGUGCUGAAGUACGACCGCACCCAAAAUAAGCUGGUAAACAUCGCCCUCGACAACACAGACUCCCCAUACUAUGCACUUAGGGACAGGGCAGGAAAUGCUAUUGGAGUGACUGCCUGCGAUGUGGACGGAGAUGGACGUGAAGAGAUCUAUUUCCUCAACACCAACAACGCCUACUCUGGACGGGCUACGUAUUCAGACAAGCUUUUCAAGCUUCGCAACGGUCGCUAUGAAGAUCUGCUCAGCGACGAACUCAAUGUCCGCCGGGGUGUCGCCAAUCAAAUGGCUGGACGUUCAGUUGCUUGUAUCGACAGAAAGGGAACAGGUCGGUACUCCAUUUACGUGGCGAACUACGCCCAAGGAAGGGUCGGUCCACAUGCCCUCUUAGAAAUGGACGAGAGCGCCAGUGACGUGUCCAAGGGAGUCAUUGCCCUCUCCGACGUCGCUGCUCAGGCUGGAGUCAACAAGUUCACAGGUGGUCGCGGCGUGGUUGUUGGACCAAUCCUCAACCACAUGAGGUCUGACGUGUUCUGCGACAAUGAGAACGGUGCCAACUUCCUGUUCAAGAACAAUGGAGAUGGGACUUUUGUGGACAUGGCCCAACAGGCGGGUGUGGAGGACCGGGCCCAGCAUGGCAGGGGAGUAGCUCUGGCUGACUUCAACGGUGACGGAAAGACAGACAUCGUCUACGGCAACUGGAAUGGCCCACACAGACUCUACCUUCAGACCAGCGACUUCAAGUUCCGCAAUGUUGCCAGUAGAGAUUUUGGUUCUCCGUCGCCUAUCCGCACCGUCAUCGCUGCAGACUUCGAUAAUGACAAGGAGCUGGAGGUGUUCUUUAACAACAUUGCCUACAGAGGAGAUGCACCAAACAGAGUGUUCAGGGUGUCAAGAAGAGUUAAUGCAGACCCUUCGAUCGAUGAGCUUAAAGUGGGAGAUGCUGCGGAGCCGCAGGGGCGAGGAACAGGUGGAACUGUGACGGACCUGGAUGGGGACGGACAGCUGGACCUGCUGCUGGCUCAUGGGGAGAGCGCCCAGCAGCCAAUCUCAGUCUUUAAGGUCAAACAGGGAGCGUCCAACAAUUGGCUGCGGGUCAUUCCUCGUACCCAGUUUGGGGCGUUUGCCCGUGGUGCCAAGGUUACAGUCUUCACCGCUCAGAGUGGGUCUCUCACACGCAUCAUCGACGGAGGCUCAGGGUACCUGUGUGAGAUGGAGCCUGUCGCCCACUUUGGAUUAGGAACAGACGAGGCAAAAGUCCUGGAGGUCUCCUGGCCAGACGGCACCACCAUGACUCGGGCUCUUGAGGCUGGAGAAAGGAACUCUGUGGUGGAAGUAGCCUACCCCAGAGACGGAGACGUAUCUGUGCUUGCCAAUGACACGCAGUGUGGGAACGGCUUUACCGUCAGGAAUGGGCGUUGUGAAGCAGGUAUUUGAGGAAAAUCCCAUGAAAAACCAUUAAAGGGUUUCUGUGAUAAUAUCACAGAGAGUCUGGCUUUGAAUACUUUCCCUGUGGAUCUGUGCUUUUGAAAAGGCCAUCUUGUUUUCUUACUCUAUGAGUAGUUUUAUUGUUUUAAUUUCCCUUAUUUUCACUAACUUCUUAUUUUUACUGUGUUAAAAAGCUGUUAAAUAAAGUGCUUUAUUUCAAUACGUUGGGUCACAUUAUUGUUUUGUGAAAUCGCAGUGUGUCUGUCUUUGUUUUUUUUGUUUUUUUGCUUCAGGUUUCUUCUCUUGCAAAGCCUUGAAAAGCUCUUUACAUCCCUUAAACCUUCCUACUUUGUCUGGUUACAACCCCAAACUUCGAAGUAUUUUACGCAGUAGAUCAACACAACAGACAACUUAAUGGUUAAGUUGAAGCAAAAUAGAAAAUAUUUUUCAAAAUUUUGAAUGAAAACAAUCUGGAAAGUGCGGCAGGGCUUUAGCAUUCAGUAUACUUUGGUAGCAGCUGAAAACAAAAACUUAAACAUUUAGUAUGUUAGGUUUUUAGCUGAGAAGAAAACGAGGCCAGUGUGAUUGUGGUUGAUGUUUUGCUUAGAAAAUUGAGUUCCUUUAGUCCACUUUUUAGACCUUUGUCUCCAUUCCAUAUUGUUGUCACCCUUUCAUUGUUUUUGUUGUUUCUGCUGUCUCUCUCUGUCCAUGCAGCGUUAGCAUCUUUUCACUAUGGCCUCCGUUCUUCAGUGGCCUCCUUUGAAGCGUCCCGUUGUGACACAUUGUCACUCUUGUGUGUCACGGUGCUGUUUGCGCUGGCAGAUCUGAGGUGAGAGUUGUCUGCAGAGAGCCGACAACACAGUUUUCAUCAAGCGCCGCACGCCGGGACCAAAGAGCAUAUGGAAAGACUGAAAAGGCUCACAGUCCUUGACAUCCUGCUGCCCGGGUGUUACCGCUUUGUUUCAGCUGAAAUGACUGCAUGCGGAAACUGUGAUCUGUUCUUUCCUGGAAGUUUUGGUGGUGGGAGACAUGAAUGCACACAGUGAACUUUGCAUCAACAGUUUGCCACAAGUUUAAAGUAUUAAGAGCAUGUAUUGAGGGUAAAUCAAUAUUUAAAGAUGCCCAUCAACAGAUCAAAGGCUCAAUAUAGCUAACUAAUAAUACUUUCAGUUCUUUACAUUUGUCACUAAUCUACUCAUGAUAAUGUUUUUUCACCUGAUUAAUGCAAGACAGAUUAGAUGAAGAGGAAAAAAUAACAGUAUUGGUCAAUAAUGGUUGAUAUAUUUCUUAUAGCUCAUAAAAUGUGCCUGCAAGGCUAAAGUAGAUCAAGUUGUUUUUGCACUUACUGAUGGACAGAGAGUCAAAGAUGACAAGGGGAAAACACUGCUGGGUGAGCUGUUUUAG
Messenger RNA from Xiphophorus hellerii (green swordtail), 3182 nucleotides. RefSeq names its product cartilage acidic protein 1a (gene crtac1a). The record is from RefSeq and is a predicted model, not a curated record. Bases 141 to 1787 code for a protein of 548 amino acids. The transcript has 14 exons. Lineage: Eukaryota; Metazoa; Chordata; Actinopteri; Cyprinodontiformes; Poeciliidae. Gene Ontology annotation, biological process: axonal fasciculation.